Molecule: messenger RNA, 1356 nt
Organism: Plodia interpunctella (Indianmeal moth)
Lineage: Eukaryota; Metazoa; Arthropoda; Insecta; Lepidoptera; Pyralidae
Gene: CPR129
Product: cuticle protein 8-like
Exons: 5
Coding region: 37-552 (171 amino acids)
Cellular component (GO): extracellular matrix
Source: RefSeq, a predicted model, not a curated record
UAGGUUUUAGUGGCCCUAUGGGCCCUAUGCAGGUGCAUGGUGUAUCUAUCAUCAAGUGCAUUGGAGGGGCUUACAUUUAUAAGGCUAAUGCAAUCUGUAAGGCAGCUCCAAGUGCCGUGUAGAGUGCAUACAGCCAUGCGGAUCCUGUUAAUGUUAGCGUGUGUGGGGGCCGCAGUGGCAGCCCCUCAGUACGGGGCACUAUUGGCACAGGCACCCUUGGUACAUGCUCCCGUGCUCCACGCCCCUGUGGUACAUGCUGAACCUAUAGCUUAUCCAAAGUAUGCAUUCAAUUACGGCGUGAAGGACCCUCACACUGGAGAUAUCAAGUCACAGCAAGAGGAGCGAGACGGAGAUGUUGUCAGAGGUAGUUACUCGUUGGUAGAGCCUGAUGGUUCGACACGCACCGUCCAGUACUCGGCCGAUGACCACAACGGGUUCAAUGCUGUGGUCCACAAAACGGGUCACGCGGUCCAUCCGCAACAAGUAGUAGCAGCUCCGGUGCAUUACGCCGCUCCAGCCGUUGCCCUGCCAUCGCCCUACGCACUGCACUAAACUUUAUCAUAAAUAGAUCUAACAAUAUUGAAUCUUUUUUGAUAGGAAUAUUUAUAAAUAAAUUCAUGAGCUACGUGAAUAUAUAUAACAUUUCCAUAUUUUAUUUCAAUAUUAUAUGAAAUAAUUACCUAUCUAUAUGUACAACAAAAUAUCUGUAUAUAUAUUGCAUAGUAAUAACUUUCAAAGAUUUCCUUAAAUGUUACCUUUUUAACCUUGAACGAAGAGAAGAAUAAAAUACAUGAAAAAAGAUGAAACUCUUUUAGCGGAUCCUGGUCUCCGAUGCCACCUAAGGAAGAAACCGGAAAAAUGGUCAGACAAGAGUGGGAUGAAAAUCUAACAAAGUUUGACUGUGGAUUAGCUGGGGUAACAACUUUUAUUAUAAACCAAAAUUGAAUGUACUUAGUUAUCACAAUAUAUUUUAGGGCUGUAUGAACUAUCUGAUCAUUAUUGUGAGGAAAAAUAAUGUAUAAUCUUAUAUUUAUAAAUGCGAGUGAACUAAAACUAUUAUUACGAUAUUUUGUAAUAUUAUAAUUAAGGAAGAAAACUGCGUGUAUUAUUCAUAAAAUGUAGAUCGAACAGGCUAUGUUUUAGAACCUGUGCAUUACAUUAGGUACUGUUUUGUGGAUAUUUGUUAUACUUUAUAUUGUGUAUGGCAAUUUCCAUCUGGAUUAGCAGCAUCUGAAGUACAAGUAGGUAUUUUUAUGUUAAAUAUUUUUUGUAUCUUAUUUUUAUGGAGUCCAUUGUACCAAUUUAUAAGUUUAACUUACACGUUUCGUAUUUAAGUAUUAAAUGAUAUUUCCUUGU